Molecule: messenger RNA, 1729 nt
Organism: Mollisia scopiformis
Lineage: Eukaryota; Fungi; Ascomycota; Leotiomycetes; Helotiales; Mollisiaceae
Product: GroES-like protein
Exons: 2
Coding region: 355-1578 (407 amino acids)
Molecular function (GO): oxidoreductase activity, acting on NAD(P)H
Source: RefSeq, a predicted model, not a curated record
CCAACCUGUCUCUCCCAAUACCAAGGUCCCCAUUCCCAGUAAGCCAGAUAGAUCUGAAGUCAGAUCCAUAGGCCUGGUCGUGCGUGCGUCGGCAAGCUCCUCCCGCCAUUUCUCCAGCGGAACCUCCUUCCUGACAUCGACUUCCACUUCCGAUAGAGGGGGUGGGGACUGUCGGAAUGCCUAUCUCGAUGUGUGGGCUGGCUGUAUGUGGGUUGGUUCAAGCUAGAUCUAUCGUCAUUUGCUUUGCAUUCUCUUUUCGUUGUGUGUUUUGUUUGUAUUUAUAUAUCUCCCAGUUUCUUUCUUGAUGGCCUGAUCUUUAUCUCUGUGGUGUAGUAUUAUUGGAAGGAAGGAAAGAUGCCCAUCGCAAGGUUCCUAGGCUGUUUUCUGUGCGGGAAGGAUAAAGGUGUUGGCGUCGUUGAGGAUGGAGAUGUGCCCGUCAUCCGCAUCGAGGGCAAAUCCGCACACCAUCAGCUCUCCGACUCGUCCUUCGAUUCCGAACUCGAGUUCUCGUCUGCUAAAGACGAGAAAGACACUCCCCUCUCAACUGACACCGAACCGAGAAGAACGAAUAAGGCGUUGGUCGUAGCGGCAAAAGGCACGUACGCUCUCGUCGACCACGAGUUCCCGAACCUAGAACAUGGCAGGGAAGUCGUGAUCCGGAAUAUGGCGACGGGGCUUAACCCGAUCGAUUUCAAGAGCGUGGAUUUCAAUUUCUGUUUACCGGAGUUUCCGUGGGUUACGGGUAGGGAGAUGGCGGGCGUGGUGGAGGUUGUGGGCGAGGAGGUCGAGGGGAUCAGGGUUGGGGAUCGGGUUUGGACUAGUACAUAUUACCGCGACCGUCGCGCGGGCUGUUUCCAACAGUUCGUUACGGUGCCCGCUCAUACCGUGCUCCCGCUCCCGUCGAAUCUAUCGUUCGACGAAGCGGCUUGUCUGGGCGUCGCGGCUUUGACGGCUGCGAUGACGCUUUGGCGGUGGUUGCAAGUCCCGAUGGUUCCUCCUGCUGAGCGGACGGGGAGGGAAUACCUGUUGGUAUGGGGCGGUUCGACGGUCACGGGGCAGUUUGCUAUUCAGAUCGCGGCGAGAUGUGGGUUGGACGUUAUCGCUGUUACGUCGGCUAAGACUCGGUCGUUGGCUGAGAGUCUGGGUGCUAGAGUCGUGGUUAGGGACGGGAAAUCGAAUGAUGAGAUCGUCGAUGAGAUUAGGGGGGUUGCGGGAGAGGACAUCACGCGUGCAAUUGACCUUGUAGGUCCUUCUACGGCUAAUUACUGCUUGAAAGCGUUCUCGAGAGAUGAAGGGAGGAAAUGUCUGUUUGCGCCUUUAGCGAUGAUUAGUUCGAAAGCGGAGAUUCCUGCGAAUGUGGUAGUGGAAACGGUGGAGAUGAAGCAGUUUGUGCUGGAUGGGGAGAGUAGGAGGUUUGCCGUGGAGCUUAAUAGGCUGGUUGAGAGCGGGGAGAUUUUGUUGCCCGGGUUGGAGGUUUUGGAGGGUGGGUUGGGGGUUGUGGUUGUGGUUGAGGGGUUGGAGAGGUUGAAGAGGGGUGAUAUGGUUGGGAGGAAGAUGGUUGUUAGGAUGGAAUCGUGAAGGGAUGGGAUGGGGAUGGCGGAGCAUGGAUGGAGUUUGGUGUUGCAUUGUGAGUUUUUGGAGGGGCAUUUAUGGGUGGUGCAUUGUGGUAUAGAUUGUAUAUAGACGGACGCAAGCAUGUAUAGAGUGCAAAAGUUGGAAUGAAAGAUAU